Polyodon spathula (Mississippi paddlefish) is the source of this 2413-nucleotide messenger RNA. Its product is annotated as CTD small phosphatase-like protein 2-A. The transcript is spliced from 11 exons. Bases 199 to 1329 code for a protein of 376 amino acids. Gene Ontology annotation, molecular function: phosphoprotein phosphatase activity. Lineage: Eukaryota; Metazoa; Chordata; Actinopteri; Acipenseriformes; Polyodontidae. The record is from RefSeq and is a predicted model, not a curated record.
CUGGCUCUUCGGCCCGGCAGAUUUAAAUCGAUAAACAGGAAGCGCUGCUAGGCCGAGUGCGGGAUUCAUUGCAAACAUUUCCCCGUUAACCGCCGGCGCUUGAUGAAAACACAGCCGCGGGCAGUCUAACGACGUGAAUGGGGGCGAAGACACAAUUCCCUCUGCGCUUUCCGUUUGUUUGUUAUUAAAAGUUUGGAAAUGUUGCUCCGGUCGAGAAAGAUCCACGCCCGACAACCAACAAAGGAGCCGAUUACACCGCGUACCCCUCGCCGGGCGACCGAGAGCCUGAGCAAGACGCCCCGGUCCACGAAGAGAAGGAAGGCGUCUAAGGAUGAUGAUGAUGUCCUGGCUGGCCCAGUGUGGCCCGAGUUUGAAGAAGACGUUGCUCAGUCUGCCAAGAAGAGAGGCACCAUGCAGACAAGGAGCCGUCUCAAAGCAGAGAAGGAUGAUGAUGACGAAGAGUUUAAAACUCCACUGCGAGGACGGCAGUUGCGGGUGAGGUUUGAGAUGAAUGAAGAUUCACCAAGGAAUGCUGUUCGGAAAAUCUACUCUCCCAUCGCCUGCUUGUUAUCUCUGACCCAGCGUGAUGACAAGACACCACGGCGUCAAAGGACCAAGACUUGGAACCAGAACCGGGUCGAGAUGGAAUCCAACUGCUUCAGUCCAGUUCUCGGGAAUGAGGAGGACAAUGAGGUUUUCAACCCAUACACCUUCAUAAAAAACAUCCCAUCCCAAGUAGGACAGUACAAAAUCAGAGAUAUCCCACUGAAGACAAGGAGCAUCCCCGAAAGCACGCUGGUUCUGGAUCUGGAAGAGACUUUAGUCUACAGCUCCCUGAAUGUAAUUGAGAAUGCAGAACACACUUUUCUCACCCACUUCCAGGAUCAGCAGUAUGAGGUCUACAUGAAUAUGAGGCCCUAUGUGCAAGAGUUUUUGGAAAGGAUGUCCAAAGUAUAUGAAAUAUUUGUCUACACAUCUGCUAAAAAGGAGUAUGCGGAUGAGAUUUUAGACUUGGUGGACCCUCAGAAAAAGCUAGUUCGACAUCGCUUGUACCAAGAAGACUGUUUCUGUGUGCAGGGGCACUACAUCAAAGACCUUGCAGUGCUGAAGCGGGACCUGGCCAAGGCUGUCAUUGUGGGCAAUACCCCCUACACCUUCCCUUACCAGCUGAUGAACAUGAUCCCAAUCCCCAGCUGGUAUGGAAACAAAGCAGACCAAGAGCUCCAGAAGCUGAUUCCUGACUUGGAAAAGCUGUCUGAAACUGAUGAUUUUCAGGUCGUGUUGAAGAGGAGAGCGGAUCAGUUGCACAGACUGUUGUCCGAAGAUUGACGACAUUGAAAAUAUCAAUCCUUUAGUAGCCGGAAAAUAUAUAAUUCUUCUUUUUAAAACAUGUCUUAAUCUGUUUUAGGAGACCUGUCUCCCAUUCGCUUAACUGCUGCUGGGUUUAGGGUGGUCUCUGUCAAGGUUGCUUUGAGACACCAUUUCUUAGAUGAGCUGGGGUUCAGAUUGUGUUUUUUUUUUUUUUCUUUUUUUAAUCUUCAACACAGGGCUUUUCUAUACUUUGCAGGUUCUAGAAGUCACUUGUGUAGAACCAUAAUUCUGUGUUGGCACACAUGUAGUGGAGUUUAAAUCCGUUAUCCACAAAGAAUUGUAGCGACCUGGAAUCGGAUACAUGCUGGGGAUGAAGAAAAGAUCAUUUAACAAAAAAAGCAGUUAAUGUAGCCUUUUGUUAAUUUAAAGAACAGAAAAAUUCCUUUCCAGGAAUGCUGUAAUAUACUGUACAUAAUCUGUAAUGUGAUUAGCGUAUGUCACUUUUUUACGUGUCCUUUUUAAUUUGCUGUACAAAUGUGUUUGUUAAACCUGCAUUAUUUUUUUUUUUUUAUUUUUUUAUUUUGUAAUGCUAGAGCACAGAGCUGCGUGCUUUGCAAUUGUUUGCCUACAGUUUAACAAUUGACACCUAUUGGAACACCGAGGCAUCACAUUCCUCUCACUGGGUGUCGCCCUCUGGUGGAUUUGGCAGACAGUGACUUUGCCAGCGAGAGUGCACAUGUACAGUUAGUUUCUAAAUAUGUAUUUUAUUCUUUUAUAUUAACCUAGAUCUAUUUUUUUUUUUUUUUUUAAUAAAAUCUAAAAAAAAAAACUAAUCUUUUUGACACCAGAAGUCUAGUUUUCAAUGAUGGUAACUUCUGAAGGCUAAGGAUUUUUUUUUUUGUUUGUUUCAUUUUCUACAGCAGUUUUAAAAUGGCAUUAGCUAAUUUUAAAUACGCUUUCUAAAAUAUUCUACAUGAAUUGGGCUGUUUUUUGUUUCUGUGUCAGUUUGGUUUUGAUUUAAAUGUUGUUUUUCCUCCAACAUGUGCUCAACACAACUCCUGAAUUUGAUUUUUAUCCUGAAAAAUAAAAUGAAUUAUUACUA